GGCGGUCGUACUCCCGGUAUUUCUUCACCGCCGCGGUCUCCUUAAAGACAGCCCGAUACCCCCUCGCAUCACCUACCCUGCCUUGGUCCUCCAGGCGGGAUAUCAGCAAGAUGUCUAGCUCAAGGUCCUCUUCACAGUACGGCCGGGACACGUGGGUGCCAGGACAGGCCGUCCUACAGCCCACUAUCGGACACGAUGCUAAGGUUGAGGACAUGGACCUGGACAGCAUGGAUGAGCAUCCAAUUAUCUACUUUCUGACCCCUGCCCCGUCCUCGUAUUGCGAUGAUUCAGCCAUGGACUUCGAUAUGGAGUUCGACGCCGGGAUCGAGGACGCCAAACACUCGCCUCAGGUCGUACGAAGCGUCAGCCCGUCGAGCCUCGGGGGGUUCAGCCGGCCACCUCUCCACCCUCCCACGCCGCCGAGGUCACCAGCAACUCCUGAUUUGGAGUCGGACCUGUCCGCCACGCCGGACGACAACGAACAAUAUGACUACAUGGUUCCUUCUUGGCCGCCCAGGCCUGCGAAUCCGCCUGGUCUACCCCACCACCUCAAAAAAGACAAAUUCAGGGGUGCCCCAAAGCAAGACGAUAGGAAGACGCACGGCUUGUCACCGCUGUCAUCAACUCGGUCCCUACGUGACUCAACCCGGGGCCGCGCCGUGACAAAGUCCGGUGCGAAACCCUCCUCGGCCUCGACGGGGAGCAGCGCCGCUCGGAUGAGACGGCCCCCGGGCACCCCUGCCCGUCUGUCCGCGCAUGCGUGGCGCGAGCCGAGCCCAGACGUCUGGUCCAUCGAAGAGGAACCUGAGCAGGAACCGCAUAACGAAGUGAAGGAUGGCAGUGCCACUCGGUACGGAACGACAACAAGAGCGGUAGACAUCCCGGCUGCAAAGCCAAAGAAGAAAGUUCGGUUCGUGCUGCCGGCCAUGGACGAUGACGAUGACGGUAGGGGCGUUCAGCAUUGAUUCGGCGUAUGGGUGG
Molecule: messenger RNA, 981 nt
Organism: Chaetomium strumarium
Lineage: Eukaryota; Fungi; Ascomycota; Sordariomycetes; Sordariales; Chaetomiaceae
Exons: 1
Coding region: 111-965 (284 amino acids)
Source: RefSeq, a predicted model, not a curated record